UAUUUUUACGUGAUUUCAUACUUUUUCGUUUUUAAACUUUAUUUCCCCUUUUUUAACAAAUUUUUAUCCGUGUUUUAUUUCUUUUAAUUGGAGAUUGUUCUCUUUUUUGUUACUGAUUUAGAUUUCGUUAAAUUUGGCUAAAUUUAAGAAUAUUUUUGGAUAAUUUACUGGAAAUUUAAUUUAUUUCGAAGAUUUAGCCGUAAAUUUGGAUAUUGAGUAAUAUAUUUGGAAGAUAAAUUGGAUAAUCUGAAUUUUAAAAUCAAAAUUUUAAUGAUCUAAUGCCUAUAAUAACGACAACAUAAAAGUAUAAUUUAAUACAACUCUGGAAAAAAAUGAGAGUUCGUAAUUUACAGACAUAUUUACGUGAGCAAAAAUGUGUCCGAAUGGGCAACUUAACAGUAUGUAGAGGAAUGCGAUUAGGAAUAGAUGCAGUAUAUUUUUUUAAAUCAUUGAAAUCGUUAAAUGAUCCGUUGAGCGACGCGUACGCAUCACUAUCACCGUCGUUCAUCCCGUGUUUGGAAGAACAGUUGAACCUGAUGCUAGCAUUGGAUUUGCAGCCUCUGUUUGUGUUUCAAGGAAUGCAGCCGAAAUCACACAUGUUACUGUCGGCACAAAUGAUAGGAUUUACAAUGCAUGACGGCUGGGCAGCGUACGUAAAAGGAGAGGAAUCAUUAGCAUUGAGUAAAUUUUCACAACAUAUAUAUAAGGAAUAUUCGGAGGAUAUAUUGCAGUUAUUAAUGUCAUAUUUAAAAGGGAAAGGAUAUGAAAUAAUCAGAGCGCCAUAUUUGGCAAGUAGUCAGUUGGUAUAUUUUAUGCAGGAAGGAUUAAUAGACGCAGUGGUAGGUCCGCCAUCAACAUUGUUGUUUGGCGUGCCAAGAGUGAUCAUGGGAUUGGAUUUGAUAAAAGGAACAUUUGAAUGGGUGGAAUUGGAUGAAUUGUUAUCAACAUGGUCAAUAGAUAAAGAGCAAUUCAUAGAUUGUUGUUUAUUAGCAGGAACGGAGCAUUGUUUAAGUUACCCACUGUUGACGCAGCCAUUUUCGUUUUCUAACGCUAUAGAAUAUAUAAAACAAGCUCCCCUGAUUAAGUAUUUAUAUCAACUGCCAACGCGUGACAGAAUAAAUGAAUAUAUUGAUGGAUACUGUAUAGCUAAGUCGUUAAUAACACACCCAUUGGUGAUGACAUUGAGUGGUGAGGUGACGAAUUUAUCUAAAUCUGAGACACUUCCGUCCGACUACCAUAAAAUUGUCGGCUGCAAAUUGCCAAAACCGCUAUAUUAUUUAUUAAGUGAAGGGUUAAUAUCAGUACAACUACCAUUUGCAUUAGCACUGGGAGAAUGGAUGGAUGAGCCAAAUCAAAAUGCCGAUUCUCUUGAAUUUAGAGAUUUAUUGUCAGAUUUACGAGAAUACCAAUGUAGAGCAUUAGGCUUGUUAGUGAUGAAAUUGGAUGAUCAGUUUAGAACAAAACAAAUAAGGUACCCAAGAUACGUGUCAUUAAUGAAAACGCACCCAAUGAAACAGUCAGCUAAGUUAUUGAUACCAAAUACGUGUCAAAUAAAAAAUUGGAAUAUCACUAAGGAAUCGUUAGAUGUAGAAAUGAAGAGACAAAACGUACAUCAAGUGACCAUCGAGUUCUGUCUCAACUGGCAUAACUUCCAAGGUGUACACCUACUGUCAAGUCAUACCAACAGUCUCAACACGCAUAACUCCAACUCCAGCACUAAUAGUCAUAGCAUGAACGCUGUGAAUAACGUUAAUGGAGUUAUGGGAGAAGAUAUAAGAGUAUUGAGUGUGUUAUUGUAUUUUAUGUUAUUGGAGAAUUUGGGAUAUUUUACUAAUGAAUUGGGGUCAACGGCAUUUGGCCGAGUAUUAUCAAGUUCAGGAUUAGGAAUGACAGGGUUGUUGAUAUUAGAGUUGAUGAAAUUUGGAUUAUUUACAGGAGAUACAUUUGAAUCACCGCCAGAUGUACCGUAUGCGCCGGAAUUGCAACAUAGUAAGUCAGACGAUAAGAGAACACAGCACAUGGUAAAUUUAAUUGGCAGAUUGGGAACACUGUCAAAUGUGACGUUGGAUACGAGAAUUUGGAUGGGGAAAAUUGAUUUCGAUAUUGCCUCCUUUAACAUGGUGGUUAAAUUUCUAAAAAGGUCAAUUAACUAUUUAACGGAGUCAAGUUUGUCAUACCUGCUGCUGAGUGACAUAAACAGGUUUUCACACCUGAGAAAUAACGUUUUUGAUCCUCUUAACCCACAAUUGCCAUUAUUUUACACUAAACCGUCAUUUCUGGGAGUUGUUUUGAAGACAUUGUUACAAGAUAAUAAUAUCAGUUUGGAAGGACUGAGCAAAGUGUUUCCAAACUGUGUUAAUUUAAAAGAUGACUUGACACAAUUUGCACAAUUCUGGGCCAAGAUAUACACAAUGUUACAUAAUCUAUCAUAUUUAAUACAGUUGGGAGAAGUAUUAGAAUGUUUUGAUGGAGCAACAGGAUUAUUGAGAAAUAGAUUAGAAAAAUUAGGAAUUGACGCUAGUAGUCUAAAACUUUAACCAUACAAAUUAUUGAUUUAAUAGAUUAACACACUAAUAUACUGUUACAGUAUAU
Molecule: messenger RNA, 2592 nt
Organism: Theileria parva strain Muguga
Lineage: Eukaryota; Apicomplexa; Aconoidasida; Piroplasmida; Theileriidae
Product: Temperature dependent protein affecting M2 dsRNA replication family protein
Exons: 1
Coding region: 333-2537 (734 amino acids)
Molecular function (GO): 5'-3' exonuclease activity; 5'-flap endonuclease activity
Source: RefSeq, a predicted model, not a curated record